Eufriesea mexicana is the source of this 1720-nucleotide messenger RNA. RefSeq names its product innexin 7 (gene Inx7). The record is from RefSeq and is a predicted model, not a curated record. Bases 304 to 1512 code for a protein of 402 amino acids. Gene Ontology annotation, biological process: phototransduction. Gene Ontology annotation, cellular component: plasma membrane; gap junction. The transcript has 7 exons. Gene Ontology annotation, molecular function: gap junction channel activity. Lineage: Eukaryota; Metazoa; Arthropoda; Insecta; Hymenoptera; Apidae.
UAAGAUUUACCAGCUUCGAAGGUUCAAUGUGAACUCAAUCAACAUUACGCUGGUAUCGUGGAAAGUCUUUUGCGCGAUCUCUACGUCGUUACCCUUGAGUUGGAGUACUAGACGAGGGAGUAGAGGGAGAGUGAGAGAGAGAAAGAGGAAGAGAGAAAGAGUGGGGAUACCGGAAGUGAUCGCUGGAUGCCGCAGAUCCGGGACCGGCCAGGAUAACUAGACGGCGUGGAAGGAUUUCCCGUGGGAACGAAUGAUAAACUGAAAGCGAAGAAAAGAUUCCGUGAUUAAGGAUUCUCCGCAGAGAUGGCCACCGUGUUAGCUACGUUCUCCGUCCUUAAGGACCAUGUGAAGUUAAAGGUCUCGCAGGACGCCGUUGCCAUUGACAAUAUGGUUUUCAAGCUACACUACAGAGUCACGUUUCUGAUACUCUUGAUGUCCACGUUGCUGGUGACAGCUAGGCAAUUUAUCGGAGAACAUAUCAGGUGCAUCGCAGGGGCUGGAAUGAGCGAUGAUGUAGUCAAAGUAAUCAACACAUUUUGCUUUUUUACGUCUACUUAUACAGUGACGAAGCAUAUGAACAUAACGUCCGUGGAGUUAGGCGAAAUUCCGCAUCCUGGCGUGGGACCAGCGACCUCGAAAGACUCCGUGGUGCACCAUGCCUACUACCAGUGGGUGCCCUUCGUUCUGUUUUUUCAGGCGAUCCUCUUUUACAUGCCUCACUACCUGUGGCGGAAUGUUGAAGGUGGUCGUUUGAAGGCAUUGGUAUCUGGACUACAUUUGGCGUCGUUAGGUCUCCGCGAGACGCCUUUGCAGACCCAGAACGGUGUGACCGUUCCAUCGAAGCUUGAGUGCGACGAGAAAAUCGUUCAGAUUCGACAGGCUUUCAUAAACCGUAUCCACUUGAACCGGCCAUGGGCGUAUUACUUGGGCCUUUGCGAGGUUCUCAACUUCAUCAACGUCUUGUCGCAAAUUUAUCUCACGGAUUGGUUCCUUGGUGGCGCUUUCCUCAAUCUUGCCCAAUCGGUGGGGCAGGCUGGCUCUGACACGGUACUGGACCAGCUCGACAUCGUGUUUCCUAAGGUGACGAAAUGCACGUUCCACAAAUACGGGCCAUCAGGAUCCAUCCAAAACCACGACGCGUUAUGCGUGAUGGCGCUGAAUGUCGUUAACGAGAAGAUCUAUGUGUUCCUCUGGUAUUGGUUCAUCAUUCUCUCGGUGAUAACCGGUUUUGGAUUGCUUUGGAGGAUACUGACUAUGGUGUUGCACUCCAGGAGCGUAAUAUUCAACAAGAUCGUGUUCUCCAUGGCUUGUCCCGGGAAAUACAAUCCGUGGAAUGUGUUGGCGGUCACCCAUGAAUGCCACUACGGGGACUGGGUGUUUCUCUAUUAUAUAGCGAAGAACCUAGACAACUACAUAUUCAAGGAACUGCUGGUGAAACUCGCCGAGGAGUUGCAAGAAAGGCGUCAAGCUCUAUUCGGUAUCUCCAAUGAAGAGAAACCGUUAACUCCAUGAGUGUCUGCUUUAACUCGUGCAUGCAUAAUAAGUACUUAAUUAUAAGAUCGUCCCUGAGAAAUACGAAUCCUUCGAAAAAACAACGAAACUCACGGAAUGGAGAAGUCAGUAAACUGGUGCAUGACUAUUACAGAGGAUAAGGGAAUGUAAACUGGUUAAGAUAGAAUCUCCAUUGAGGAUCGAAGCCAAAAGAAUGCAUUUUUUUCUA